CUUCAGAAGUUGAAUCUGAGAACUUCAUAUUGACCAACACUUGUUAGAGCCGUGGGAAAAUACUUAGACCUACGAGAAUAUUUCUGAAAAUCCUCAUAUACGAUUAUUUGACUGUCUCACGCAUUGUUGCCUGGAUAUCAGUACUAGCCUAAAUACCAAAACAUUUUGGAAUUUUUCUUCCCGGGGAGUUGAACAUCGUCCAGGUGGUUUGGGAACACCCUCCUUCCCAAGGGGUGUGUGUGAGAACUCGUCCCGAGAUGCGUUCACUUCUGCCGGUUACUGUGUAUUGCAUCAGCCUACUUUCCCUCCAGCAGCUCCUGGCUCUCCCGGUCGCAGACCGUCUGGAGAGAAACAGGUUGGAGCUGCUUAAGAAGCUUCAUGCGCUGAGCGAGGAGGAGAUCUUCACUCCAGAAACUGGCACCGAACUCGCCAGCCCAACAGACUCCAGCCCUUCAUCAGACCUCCAGUCCUCCAUCAGAUCUCCAAAAUGGCUGCCUGGAUACCUCCGCAGAGACACACCACCCACUGUCAUGAACACAGCCCAUCUUGAAGCUCUGGUGCAGGUGAGGCGUGAGGAGGGCGUGGAGCCACAACGGACGGGGUCAAGAGGUCGUCGCCAUGCCCACUCAGGGUCGCGUGGGGGUCACCACCACCCCCAGCUGAUGAGAGUGGGGUGCGCCCUGGGAACCUGCCAGGUUCAGAACCUCAGCCACCGGCUCUAUCAGCUGAUUGGCCAGAGCGGACGGGAAGACUCCUCCCCCAUUAACCCCCGGAGUCCGCAUAGUUACGGAUGAGCGACUGACAGAUACUUCUCCCUCUCUUCUCUGAAAACAUAAACACCCCAGCAAACUUCAAUAUAUAGACAUUUAUCUCUAUUUUACGUAUCACAGAUAGCCUUUGCAUUAGUAUUAGAUGUAGUCCACACCUUUUUUAGAUCCUGAAAUUACAAUUUCUGUACUUUUUGAAUGACAUUUGCCUUACUCCUCUGUACACCUCAAAAACACAUCAUGCUGUUUAAGAAGAAGGAAUCUGACAUGAAUGAAAGCCUCAUAGCCGACGCUUCCCACCACCAACCACCCCUGGGAACGAAUACCUGUCACCCAGAGAUCCUCUGGACAUUUGGGUCUCGUCAAAGUCUUUGUGUUUCUCCCGGCCUCCUGACUAGUCAAAGAGCUGCAAGGGGCUCAGUUUGACUUCCUAAUCCUGUUAAUGUAAGAAUAAAUGCUCCCGUCCACCAGUCUUUCUACUUAACACAAGCCAGCGCAACUGAACGUGUCUGUAUAAUGCCUAAUGACCUCCACAGCAGCAGUUAGCUCUGGCCCCAUUGAUCAAACACUUAAGCCUCUCAUGUGGAUUUCUACCAGGGCUAGGAUCAGAUCCCUGUCAGAGGGAAUAUAUUCCUGAAGACCCGUCAAAACGACCCGAUGAACUCUUUUACCCCACCCUAAACCCUGCCCCCUUAGAUCUGCCAGGACAAUUUGAGGGACCAUGUUUGACAUAUCUCGGGUAAUCCUCUAAUUUACAGACCACCAGCAACCAUUUGUGGGCAGACACAGACACUGACCUUACAGACACAGACACUGACCUUACAGACAAGAACCUACUGUAAGUCCUCUCUCAUCUGCAGCCAAUGAUGUUCCCGACAGAAGCGGUCUGUGGUUCUGUGAAGUAUAUGUUUCAACAGACCACAACCUUGACAGUGGCAUUCAGCCAUAAUAGUCAAGUUCAGCAGUGGCUGGAUGGAGUUCUGCUUCUGGACUCAUCUAGUAGAGACUGUUUAUAGAAAGGAAGAAGAGGGUAAACAUUUCAAUGACUCAGUUCCUAUACAAGAUGGAGGUUUUCAAUGUUUUUAUUAUGAAUCAUUGCGGAUCUAUUUCAGAGGUGGGAUCUAUUGGUUGUCUCUUGAACACAGUGAACACUCCUGCUGCUCUUAUCCCAGGGUCUGAGUGGGAAAUAUGAUCCCCUUCACGUGAUUCUUAAGUUCGCCCACUAAGUCUCGACUUUAUGUUUACGGCAAUUUAACCAAUCAGACCUAAUCUCUUUAGUUGUACCGCCGUGGUGGCGAGGCGUUACACAUCCUCUGCUGUAUUUAUAAACAAAAGAAACCUUGACCAUGCCUUGCCCAGGGGACCGUAUAACUACUACCUAAAGCAUCACAAGUUGCCAACCCAAACCCAAAAUCUGCCACUAAUAGUACUGCCUAGGAAUAUUUAGAGGCUUACUUUGCCAUUAUCAAUAAUAAUCCGGUCAGUUAUGAAUACUGAGAUCCUAAAAACGCUAGUAGUUUAGUGUGUAUACAACAAUACUUUACGUUGUAUGCUUGUAGUAUGUCAAAUGAGUCUAAAUUAGCACAGAGUCGACAGCAAAGUGCUCUACUGUUACAUUGUGGCUUUGUAAUGACAGACCACGGAUACCAAAAGUAAGGGAGCCAGAGUGCCACAUUUUAAAUCUGGAUACGAAAUACCAUAAAAAACGAAAUGCCCUGAGAUUCCCAUUUUCCCUUGUUAUAACUGUCUCUGAAAUGGUGGGCGGAUGCCCUCACUAGAAAUAACCAAAAACAACCUCAACUCAGCAUGCAUGCAAAAAAACUAGCCUAACCUUCAAAAGGUGCAGAGUGUGUCGACCUGAAAAAACGAGCAACAACGUCUUUAUGACAUCUUUAAUACCCAUAAUAAUCAUGCAGCCUGGCUCUUUGAAACACAUUCAAAUGUUUCAUAUUCUCAAUGUCAGAGGAUGAGAAUAAUUGAAAUAAUCCUCAACGUUCAGACUAUUUGUUUUCCAAUAACUUUGAUCCAAACUUGCUGAUGUUGCUAUUGUUGCUGUUAGAAACCAGGUCAGCCAUUAGCCAUACAUUCAUGUAUUUAUGACUAUGACUAUGUAACUAUUAGGUUUCUGUGUCAUAAUUAAACAGGCACAGGAGUACCCAAUAUUAGCUUAGAGUGUUUUAGGGUCCAAGUUUUUACUGUUUUGUUUUGACCACAGGGUUGCCUCAAUGAAAUCAUUCUAUAACUAAUUAAGUUAGUUGGGCAAGUGGUUUAAAUUCACCAAAUAUCUGACAAUACUUGACAGUCAUUUAGUUUUUUUUGUGAUCUACAUCAUAUUAUAGUGUGGUCUUAUAUUCCUCUAUCCAUAUCCCCCUUUCAUUUUGUUUGACUUAUUUUUGUCUUUUUGGACUGAAUCGUCUUAAUCAAAACUGGGGCUUUAUUUUAUUUUAGAGUUAGCUCAUUUAAUCGUGGAGUGAUUCUCUGUCUCACUCUCUCUAUCUCACCAUCUCUCCCUCUACCACUCUCUCAACUUCUAUCUCAGAUUAUGACCUACGCCAGGUCGCAGGUCACAAUCAGUGGUUCAUUGGUUCUUUAAGUCUAAUCUGUUCAAAGGCUUUGUGAAACACACAUGCCAUUGUCUCUGCUGUAACGGAGCUAAUCAAUGUCUCGUGACAGAUCAUUAAAAGGCUUUUCAAAUGCUAAGAACCUUGGUGAAUCUCUCGACUUCUUAACCACCACCGUCACAGGUGUGUGUUUGUGUCUGAACGGCCACAUAUAGAAUCAGGAACCAAUCUUGUAUUUGUUGGAUUUUUGUUGGAGCCAUUUAGUUUUUGCUCUACUUUUUCUUUGUGUUGUAAUUACACGUCAGUGUUGUGUCACUGGCGGGUCCGUAGCCUUUCCUAGAAGCAAAGCUGAGUGUUUUGUCUGGGUAAACUGCGUACCACCCGAUUAUUUACGACCUUUGACCACUAAUACCUCCCCUUGUGUGUUAAGAGAGACACUCUCCAUCAGUCUUACAUCAAAAGUAACGCUGCCAUCGCCUGCCAUUGUUAACUUAACCUAUGUUGUAAAGCGAUGCAGGAGAUUGUGUUGUGUGUUCACGUCUGUAUGUGAGUGUGUAUGUGACUGUAUGUGAGUGUGUAUGUGACUGUAUGUGAGUGUGUAUGUGACUGUAUGUGAGUGUGUAUGUGUAGGUACUUAUAGUAUAGUCAUCCUAGCCAGGGAUCUGACACAUCACAAUCCCAGUCUUUUUCCUCAUUCAAUAUUUAAUUAUACUUAAGGUCAGAAGCCUCUUUUAGGGUCACAGCAAACUGAGCAAAGCACUUUAAUGUUGUUAGUUCCUCACAACUUGAAUUUCAAACAUUGCAAUUCUAUUUUUAAUGACAGGUGAGAGUUAUUGUAUAUGUAGCAUUUGAUAAAGAUCUGUAUGAGUGGAGUGGAGUGAAGAUGAUAUCAUGCGCACUUGUGCAUAUUAUAUAUUAUUAGUGGUACUAUGUAAUGAAAGUAAUAUAUUUAAGUUAUCUUUGUAUGUUUAUAUAUGUAUGUCACCAAAGACACUAUUUAUCUCGUAUUUUCCAUGCUCCUAAAAGGUGACCUUUUGUUAGGAAAGAAAAAUAAAUCCCAAAUGUAGCUAAAUGUUCAUGUCAGACAAUGUCUUUCAUUCUCUGUAAAAAUAAAGAACUACACUGUAGUGAGAUAAA
Salmo salar (Atlantic salmon) is the source of this 4465-nucleotide messenger RNA. RefSeq lists its product as uncharacterized. The record is from RefSeq and is a predicted model, not a curated record. Gene Ontology annotation, cellular component: extracellular region. NCBI's taxonomy places the organism in Eukaryota, Metazoa, Chordata, Actinopteri, Salmoniformes, Salmonidae. Gene Ontology annotation, molecular function: hormone activity. Gene Ontology annotation, biological process: positive regulation of heart rate; adenylate cyclase-activating G protein-coupled receptor signaling pathway; regulation of systemic arterial blood pressure.